AUGGGUUCUUCAGCCAGCAAGAGCAUCGAAUCAAGCUCAUCCAGCAGUGUCCCACGCUACUCUUCUAAAAUCUGCCAACUUUACCUCAUCAGCGCAAACCCAGGCUCCAACACCGCACACUGGAGACUCUUCCUUGACGACGGCACGAACCAGCUGACUGGUACAACAUGGGAAGUAAACUACAUAAACGAGCGACCAAACCGCGGCGCCUUACUUCUUGACCAAACCUUCUCAAGAAGCGCUUCGCACCAGAACGCCUUCGAAUGCAACAGGAAGAGUUUUGUCAAAAUCGGUGAUUUGAUGGACAGGGGAUCAGACGCCACGAUAAUCGAUGGCGCAGAAUCCUCGUUCAGAAAGAACGAAGCAGCAAAAGAGAGAGUUCUACGAGAUUUCAGUUACAAAGUGGCCACUACCAACUGCCAAAGCUUCGUCAUCGACGUCUUGGGCAUACUUCGGCAAUGGGAUCCGGACCUUGUUGAUAAGAAUGCGAUCGAAACUGUUCAGCGCUUGUGCUUCCCCACAGUGCGUCUCACAACCAAAAACAGACAGAAGAAAAUACAGCGCCAGGAUGCGAAGCAUGGUCAGGCACAACGACCAGAGUUUACCUCGAGCAGUGGAAAAUUCUCCGGCAUCGACAUCGAUACGCCGAGGAAACAUCACAACGCGCAAGGAAGAGCUGUACAGCGGAAUGCGAUGUCAGAGGUGAUGCCGUAUUCGAGAUGGGAGGCCAGGCCGCAACGGGCUUCUCAGGCAGUGGUGUCGGAGGAUAGAGGGAAUUACGCUACGAUCCCUGGGGCAUGGUGA
Alternaria rosae is the source of this 804-nucleotide messenger RNA. RefSeq lists its product as uncharacterized. NCBI's taxonomy places the organism in Eukaryota, Fungi, Ascomycota, Dothideomycetes, Pleosporales, Pleosporaceae. The coding region runs from base 1 to 804 and encodes 267 amino acids. The record is from RefSeq and is a predicted model, not a curated record. The transcript has a single exon.